CUUAUCCUUACCCAUCCUCACCCCCUUUUUCCCGCCGAUUUCCUACAACACCACCUAGGUGCCCAACCGCUCACGAAGUAAUCACCUCCUAUCAACCCAUCCCCAUGUAACAACCGACAAACCCCCCUUUCAUAGAGAGAGAGGAGAAAGAGAAGGAAGAGAGAGAGAAAGAAAGAGAGAAGAAUGUCAGCCCCACGCCGGCACUGCUUCCCCUGGGCCAGCCGCAUCACCACCACCAUCACCACCCCCAUGACCACCGCCACCACCGCAAUCACCGCCAUCAUCGACCCCGCCGUAGCAACAACCGCCGCCGCCGCAUUAUGUGCCGUCGCGACGCACCGGCUCGGGGUCGGUGCCAGCCCGUCGGCCCAUAUCCGCUCGGAGCUGGUGUGCUGGGCGCUGCUGCGGCUGUUGGUCGCGGGCCUGCGGCGGUGGGGGUCGCGCCGUGGUGGUGAUCGUGGUGAGGUGGGUGAGGGGUGGGAGUUGGUGGAUGGGGGUGAGAGUGCGGGUGAGGGUGGGAGUGAAGGUGGGAGUCGGAGUCCAAGCGCCAGGGCGGCGUCCGGGUGGUCGGUGAGCGUGGUGGCGCUGGCGCUGGCGGUGGUGAGUGGGUUUGCGGCGGAGGUGGGGGUGUUGGUGCUUUUUCCGGUAUUGACGCCGCUGGUGUUGGUGGCGGAUAGAAAGCUUCGGCCCGAGAUACAGGCAUCCGAGUCGAGGUUCGCAGCUCUUGCCAACAGCGUGUGGGGGACGGCAUUGGUCGCAUUGGUUGCGGUUUCUGCUGCGGUGAGAGGGAGCUCUUUGGAAACGCUACUGCUGAUUAUCCCGCUUGUGGCGUUGCUGGUCGUUUACGUUGCUUUGAUACCCAGGACCGUCGACGGUCCUCGUUUACUGCCUUAUAUCCCCGACCUCGAGGAGGCUAUCCCAGUCAUUUCCACCAGAGUUUGGGUUCUCUUUUUAGGGAUGUUGGGAAUCCAGGUGUAUAUGUUCGGGAUACACAGCAUUGAGCUUGGUUUCACACCGUAUUUGCUGGGUCUAGUCAAGGCUGGUUUCUGGUACUUUGCGAUACAAACAGCUCGUCACACCUCGUGGUGCACUGUAACUGCAAUAGGGACGUUCGGUCUGGUAGCCAGUCGCGAUCCCUGGGUUCAAAUAUCCGAACUGGAGGCGUUGUCGCCAGUCAUUGCCUCCAUCCUCGUCCUCGCCCAAAUCAUCCUCAUGGUUCCAAAGCGCUUGAACGGCAGGCUGAUACUGUGGACUCUGUUCCUCGUCUCUGUCGGACCGUAUCUGGCCAACGUUGUCGCCAUUCAAAGAGCAAACUACUCAGCAGUCCAUGCCGCGGAGCAUCCAGUUGAGGUUUUGAUGCGCGUCGCCAAGGCCGAGUUUGACCAACUCCUAGAGCGGCAAUCGAAGACUUAUACGGCCGCAGUCAAGGAAUACCAGCGCCGGUACGGGGUAGAACCGCCACCGGGAUUCAAAGAAUGGUACGAAUAUGCGGUCGAUAAUCAAUCACCCAUCAUUGACGAGUUCGAUAUGAUUUAUGAAUCCGUCUCGCCGUUUUGGAGAAUCAGCGGCAAGGAAGUGGUACAAAUCAUGAACGCCGCUCACCAAACGCCAGACAUUGACCUAUGGCUGUGCUCCUUUUCGGGUGCCACCGCAGAAACCCGCUGUGAGCACCCGACACGAUACUCGGACAGACAUACUGGGGAUAUGUUCAACAAGCUGUUAGGAGACAUCAAGGGACUGAUCCCAGACGCCAAGUUCCUGGUGAAUCACCUCGACGAACCGAGGGUUUUGAUUUCGCCAGGGGCAGAUUCAAGCAACCCCUUUUCGGUAAUCGACUUAUCCGAACAACCAACCUGGAAAGCAAUCACCAAGUUCUGCCCCUCUAAGCCGCAAGAAGGCCACGAAAACCCCCUCGAGACCCUAGGCCUCCCCUUCGUCACCAACCUCACCACCACCCUCGACCUCUGCAACCACCCCGAAUACGCACACAUGCACGGCCUCUUCCAAGCCCCGCCCUCCUUCAAGCUCAUCGAGGGUCUCGUCCCCGUCCUCUCGACCGGCGCGCCCUCCACCAUGUCCGACAUCCUCCUCCCCUCCCCAGCCUACAUCGUCGAGCCCCAAUUCCACUACAACCCCACCUCCGACCCCCCCUGGCCCGCCAAGUCCAACCACCUCUACUGGGCGGGCUCCACGACCGGCGCCGUGGCCUCCGACUCCCCUCCCAACAACUGGCAGACCUUCCACCGCCAGCGCUUCCUCACCCUCGCCCAGAACCUCGCCCCCUCCAACCACCACCCCCACACCUACCUCCACCAAACCCGGGGGGCCACGACUCAAAAACUCACCACCGCCCAAUCCACCUUCCUCAACCCGCGCCACUACGCCGUCGCGCCCACCCGCAUCUUCCAAUGCACCACCCCGCUCCCCUGCCGCCAGCAACAGACCCAUUUCCGCCGCCUUCCCUGGCAGGCGAGCGACGCGGCGCUGGGGGCCAAGCUAGCCUUUGACCUGGACGGCAACGGCAUCUCGGGGCGGUUUUAUAAAUUGCUGGCGUCGCGCUCGCUGGUGCUCAAGCAGACGGUGUUAAGGGAGUGGCAUGAUGAGCGGUUGAGGCCGUGGGUGCAUUAUGUGCCGGUGAGUUUGGGGAUGGGGGAGGUGCCGGAGGUGGUGGAGUGGUUUUUGGGGAGUGGGAGGGGCGGGGAGAGGGCGAGGGAGUUGGGGGAGGCGGGGAGGGAGUGGUUUGGCAGGGCGAUGAGGGAGGUGGAUCCACGCAUCAUCAUCAAGACCGAGCCAAUGUCUUGA
Chaetomium fimeti is the source of this 2802-nucleotide messenger RNA. RefSeq lists its product as uncharacterized. The coding region runs from base 184 to 2802 and encodes 872 amino acids. Lineage: Eukaryota; Fungi; Ascomycota; Sordariomycetes; Sordariales; Chaetomiaceae. The transcript has 4 exons. The record is from RefSeq and is a predicted model, not a curated record.